Ostreococcus lucimarinus CCE9901 is the source of this 1107-nucleotide messenger RNA. RefSeq lists its product with no specific name. The transcript has a single exon. Gene Ontology annotation, molecular function: fatty acyl-CoA hydrolase activity. Gene Ontology annotation, biological process: acyl-CoA metabolic process. Bases 1 to 1107 code for a protein of 368 amino acids. The record is from RefSeq and is a predicted model, not a curated record. NCBI's taxonomy places the organism in Eukaryota, Viridiplantae, Chlorophyta, Mamiellophyceae, Mamiellales, Bathycoccaceae.
AUGUAUAAAUCGCACGGCAGUGGGGCGGUGCGGAUGGGGAGGAUAUUGGAAGAUUUGGACUCGCUCGCGGGAAACAUCGCGUUUUUUCACGCAGACGACGACGACGAUACGACAAAGACGCCGCAGUUGGUGACGGCGAGCGUCGAUAGAGUGCGACUGAAUCGACCUUUGUCGCUAGAUAAGGAUGUGGUAUUGCGGGGGGAGGUGGCGUUCGUGGGGACGUCGAGUAUGGUGAUUCGUAUGGAGGCGGACGACGACGGCGCCGUCGAGGAUGCGACGGUGGACGACGACCGCACGGAACCGGCAUUGGCGGCAGAUUUUACCUUCGUGGCGAGAGAUCCGGAGACAAACAAAUCAUGGCCGGUAAACCCGUUGGUUUGCGUGUCGAGGCGACACAAAGAACGAGCGCAAGAGAUUCAAGCGUCGAUUUUGCGCAAGCGUUUGAGAUCGAAAAAGGGCGACGCCGUGUUGAACGAGACGCUCAUAAAACAUCGAACGGAGUGGGUGCGCUCGAUUCGUGAACGCGCAUGCUUGAACCAAGAGAUGCCAGCGUUGACUGCCGGUUAUAAUGAAGUCAUGACGACGCAGACAAUGGCGGAAAAUAUGUUUGUCGCGCAGCCGCAGCAAAGAAACCUCUCUGGCAGAGUCUUUGGCGGGUUCCUACUUCGCCGAGCGUACGAGCUCGCGUUCGCGAACUGUCAGCUCUUCUCCGGUGGGCACCCGAUGUUCGUUGAGAUGAGCGAUAUCGAUUUCACGCUUCCCGUGAACAUCGGUGAUCUCGUUCGUUUCAAAUGCAAAGUAUUGCACACGGUGAAUGCGGAGGAAGCGCGAUGCGGCAAGCCGAGCGUCUACCUCGAAGUUCGCGCCAUCGUUACCAACCCUCAUAAAGUCACCUCUGCGGUGGCUAAUAAAUUCUUCUUCAAGUUCAACGUCGCCGAAUUCGCCGAGGCGGACGGCACGACCACGGGCGAGCCCGUUCGCCUUCGCCGUGUGCUUCCCGAAUCGAACGACGAGGCGUUGUUGAUUUGGGACAAGUGCAUCCGACGCACUCUGUGCGAUGACAACGACUUUGACGUGCGCAACAACUUGAGCAUGAUGACGACGUAG